AUGGCACCGACACGAAAGCACCAAGUCUCCGUCAUCGGCUCCGGCAACUGGGGCUCAACAAUCGGCAAGAUCCUCGCCGAAAACACCGCCGAGCACAGCGACACCUUUGAGAAGGAUGUCCGCAUGUGGGUAUUCGAAGAAGACAUCAAGGUCCCCUCCGACUCCGCGCACCACGACAAAUACGGCGACGAACCACAGAAGCUCACAAAAGUGAUCAACGAGACACACGAGAACGUCAAGUACCUACCGGGCAUUAAGCUGCCAUCUAACCUCAUCGCCACACCAGACAUCAAAGAAGCCGUCAAAGACGCAACAAUCCUAGUCUUCAACCUCCCCCACCAAUUCAUUGACAAGACCCUCGACCAGAUCCAGGGUCACCACCUCCCCUACGCCCGCGGCAUCUCCUGCAUCAAGGGCGUCGACGUCUCAGACGGAACGGUUACACUGUACUCAGAGCGCAUCAUGGAGAAGCUGCACAUCUACUGCGGCGCAUUGUCCGGCGCAAACAUCGCACCAGAGGUUGCAGCCGAACGGCUCUGCGAGACGACGAUCGGUUACGACCCGCCACCUAUGGAUCUUACGUCCGAGGAUGGCGCGCCCAAGGAUAACCUCAUCAAGGUGGAUGUCCAGCGCCAGAAGGAACGCAAGCCAACGAGCAUCAAGCUCGAGCGCGUGCCGCAAGACUUACCGCAUGUCAACGGCGAACUCCUCGAGAAACUCUUCGCGCGACCCUACUUCUUCGUGCACGUUGUCAAGGACGUCGCUGGCGUUGCGCUUGGCGGAGCCCUCAAGAACGUCGUCGCACUGGCGGCAGGAUUUGUCGCUGGCAAGGGAUGGGGCGAGAACACGAAGGCGGCCAUUAUCCGGCAGGGUGUCGGCGAGAUGAUCCGGUUCGGACGGACGUGGUUCCCCAGCUCCGUGAACGAGAAGACAUUCACAGAGGAGAGCGCCGGUAUUGCAGAUCUAGUGGCGAGCUGCUACGGAGGCCGCAAUGUGCGUUCUGCGACGCAUGCGGUUGAACAGGGGGUUAGUGUCGGCGAGAUUGAGGAGAAGGAGAUGAAUGGGCAGAAGCUGCAGGGUGUUUCGACGGCGCAGGUGGUGUAUGACUUUUUGGAUAAGCAUGGGAAGACGGAGGAUUUCCCGCUGUUCUGUGCUGUGAGGAACAUUAUUGAAGGGAAGAAGCAGGUGGAUGACCUUCCGGCUCUGCUUAGCAAGAAGAAAUAA
Messenger RNA from Aspergillus mulundensis, 1224 nucleotides. RefSeq names its product glycerol-3-phosphate dehydrogenase family protein. Gene Ontology annotation, cellular component: glycerol-3-phosphate dehydrogenase (FAD) complex; nucleus; cytosol. Gene Ontology annotation, molecular function: protein homodimerization activity; NAD binding; glycerol-3-phosphate dehydrogenase [NAD(P)+] activity. The coding region runs from base 1 to 1224 and encodes 407 amino acids. Lineage: Eukaryota; Fungi; Ascomycota; Eurotiomycetes; Eurotiales; Aspergillaceae. The transcript has 3 exons. Gene Ontology annotation, biological process: glycerol-3-phosphate catabolic process; carbohydrate metabolic process. The record is from RefSeq and is a predicted model, not a curated record.